CAGAUAACCAGCCCAAGUCAUGCAGUCUUUUCGAGAAAGGUGUGGUUUCCAUGGCAAACAACAGAACUACCAGCAGACCUCACAGGAAACAUCACGCCUGGAGAAUUACAGGCAGCCGAGUCAGGCUGGGCUGAGCUGCGACCGGCAGCGGCUGCUGGCCAAGGACUAUUACAGCCCGCAGCCUUACCCGGGCUACGAGGGCGGUGCGGGCACGCCCUCCAGCACAGCCGCCGCUGUGGCCGCAGAGAAGUACCACCGAGGCAGCAAAGCCCUGCCCUCGCAGCAGGCCCUGCAGGGGAGGCCAGCUUUCCCGGGCUACGGCGUCCAGGACAGCAGCCCUUACCUGGGCCGCUACUCCAGUGAGGACAGCCUGCAGGCCUGGGGGGCCCCUCAGCCUCCGCCCCCCCAGCCACAGCCCCUGCCAGGGGGGGUGGGCAAGUAUGACGAGAACUUGAUGAAGAAGGCGGCAAUGCCCCCUGGAAGGCAGUACUCGGAGCAGGGCGCCCAGCUGCCCUUUCGGACUCACUCCCUGCACCUCCAGCAGCCCCCACCACCUCAGCAGCCCCUGGCAUACCCCAAACUCCAAAGGCAGAAACUGCAGAAUGACAUCACAUCCCCUCUGCCUUUCCCCCAGGGUGGCCACUUCCCGCAACAUUCCCAGUCCUUCCCCACCUCCUCCUCCUCCUACUCCUCAUCCGGCCAGGGUGGUGGGCAGGGUGCCCAUUCCUAUAAGAGUUGCACGGCACCGUCUGCCCAACCCCAUGACAGGCCAGUGGCCGCCAACGCCAGCCUGGCCCCGGGACAGCGGGUCCAGAACCUUCAUGCCUACCAGUCAGGACGCCUCAGCUAUGACCAGCAGCAGCAGCAGCAGCAGCAGCAAGCCCUUCAGAGCCGGCACCAUGCCCAGGAAACCCUCCAUUACCAAAACCUCAACAAGUAUCAACACUACGGGCAGCAAGGCCAGGGCUACUGCCAGCCAGACACAGCCGUCAGGACUCCGGAGCAGUACUACCAGACCUUCAGCCCGAGCUCCAGCCACUCACCUGCACGCUCCGUGGGCCGCUCGCCCUCCUACAGCUCCACCCCGUCGCCGCUGAUGCCAAAUCUGGAGAACUUUCCCUACAGCCAGCAGCCACUCAGCACCGGGGCCUUCCCUGCAGCGAUCACCGACCACAGCCACUUCAUGCCUCUGCUCAACCCCUCCCCAACGGAUGCCACCAGCUCCGUGGACACCCAGGCUGGCAACUGCAAGCCCCUGCAGAAGGACAAGAUUCCCGAGAACCUGCUGUCAGAUCUCAGCCUGCAGAGCCUCACGGCACUGACCUCACAGGUGGAGAACAUCUCCAACACCGUCCAGCAGCUGCUGCUCUCUAAGGCGGCCAUGCCGCAGAAGAAAGGGAUCAAGAACCUCGUGUCCAGGACCCCAGAGCAGCACAAAAGCCAGCACUGCAGCCCUGAAGGCAGUGGCUACUCAGCGGAGCCAGCAGGCACACCGCUGUCGGAGCCUCUGAGCAGCACGCCGCAGUCGACCCACGCCGAGCCACAGGAGGCUGACUACCUGAGCGGCUCCGAGGACCCACUGGAGCGCAGCUUCCUCUACUGCAACCAGGCCCGUGGCAGCCCUGCCAGAGUCAAUAGCAACUCAAAAGCCAAGCCCGAGUCUGUGUCCACCUGUUCUGUGACCUCACCCGACGACAUGUCCACCAAAUCUGACGAUUCCUUCCAGAGCCUGCACAGCAGUCUGCCACUUGACAGCUUCUCCAAGUUCGUGGCAGGCGAGCGGGACUGUCCACGGCUGCUGCUCAGUGCCCUGGCACAGGAGGACCUGGCCUCUGAGAUCCUGGGGCUGCAGGAAGCCAUCGGCGAGAAGGCUGACAAGGCCUGGGCCGAGGCACCUGGCCUGGCCAAGGACACCAGCAAGCCGCCCUUCUCUCUGGAGAACCACAGCGCCUGCCUGGACUCUGUGGCCAAGAAUGCAUGGCCACGGCCCGGGGAGCCAGAGGCCCUGCCAGACUCCUUGCAGCUGGACAAGGGCAGCAGCACCAAGGACUUCAGCCCAGGGCUGUUCGAAGACCCUUCUGUGGCCUUCACCACUCCUGACCCCAAGAAGGCAACUGGUCCCCUCUCCUUUGGCACCAAGCCCACACUUGGAGCUGCUGCUCCAGACCCCACUGCGGCAGCUUUUGACUGCUUCCCGGACACUACCACUGCCAGCUCGGUGGACGGUGCCAACCCCUUUGCCUGGCCAGAGGAAAACUUGGGGGAUGCUUGUCCCCGGUGGGGACUACACCCCGGUGAGCUCACCAAGGGCCUGGAGCCAGGCGGGAAGGCCUCAGAUGGUGUCAGCAAAGGGGACGCCCAUGAGGCUUCAGCCUGCCUGGGCUUUCAGGAGGAAGAGCCCCCUGGGGAGAAAGUGGCCGUGAUGCCCGGGGACUUCAAGCAGGAAGAGGCGGGUGGGGUGAAGGAGGAGGCGGGCGGGCUGCUGCAGUGCCCAGAGGUGAGCAAGGCCGACCGGUGGCUAGAGGACAGUCGGCACUGCUGCUCCGCUGCCGACUUUGGGGACCUCCCGUUGCUGCCGUCCACCAGCAGGAAAGAGGACCUGGAGGCCGAGGAGGAGUACUCCUCCCUAUGUGAGCUCCUGGGUAGCCCUGAGCAGAGGCCCAGCAUGCAGGACCCGCUGUCACCAAAGGCCCCACUCAUCUGCACGAAGGAGGAGGUAGAAGAGGUGCUGGACCCCAAGGCUGGCUGGGGCUCCCCGUGCCACCUCUCUGGGGAGUCUGUCAUCUUGCUGGGCCCUACCGUGGGUGCCGAGUCAAAGGUCCAGAGUUGGUUUGAGUCCUCCCUGUCCCAUAUGAAGCAAGGGGAAGAAGGCCCCAAUGGGGAGAGGGCUCCAGGGGAUUCUGCCACCUUGGACACCUCCUUGGCCCAGAAGCUGAACAAGCCCGCUGUGCCUGAGGCACCCCUCGCUAAGAAAGAGCCCGUGCCACGGGGCAAAAGCUUGCGGAGCCGGCGGGUGCACCGGGGGCUGCCUGAGGCUGAGGACUCCCCGUGCAGGGCACCAGCGUUGCCCAAAGACCUCUUGCUCCCCGAAUCCUGCACUGGGCCCCCACAAGGACAGAUGGAGGGCGCCGGGGCCCCUGGCCGGGGGGCCUCGGAAGGGCUCCCCAGGAUGUGUACCCGCUCCCUCACGGCCCUGAGCGAGCCCCGCACACCUGGGCCCCCAGGCCUGACCACCACCCCUGCCCCCCCAGACAAACUUGGGGGCAAGCAGCGGGCCGCCUUCAAGUCUGGCAAGCGGGUGGGGAAGCCCUCACCCAAGGCUGCAUCCAGCCCCAGCAACCCGGCUGCCCUACCCGUGGCCUCUGACAGCAGCCCCAUGGGCUCCAAGACCAAGGAGACGGACUCCCCCAGCACACCCGGCAAGGACCAGCGCUCUAUGAUCCUUCGGUCCCGCACCAAAACCCAGGAGAUCCUCCACUCCAAGCGGCGGCGGCCAUCAGAGAGCCGGCUCCCCAACUGCCGCGCCACCAAGAAGCUCCUUGCCAACAACCACCUGCCCGCCACCUUCAAGGUCUCUGGCAGCCCCCAGAAGGAGGGCAGGGUGGGCCAGCGGGCGAGGGUCCCCAAGCCCGGUCCAGGUGGCAAGCUCUCUGAUCGGCCCCUUCAUGCGCUCAAGAGGAAGUCGGCCUUCAUGGCGCCUGUCCCCACCAAGAAGCGGAGCCUGGUCCUGCGGAGCGGUGGCGGCAGCAACGCCAGUGGCAGUGGAGGGGACGGGAAGGAGGAGCAGGCCGAGGGCUCCCCCACCCUCUUCAAGAGGAUAUCUUCUCCCAAGAAAGCCAAGCCCGCCAAGGGCAACGGCGAGCCCACCACAAAGCCCCCGCUCCCAGAGACUCCUGACACCUGCAUCAAACUCACCUCCCGGGCAGCCUUCCAGGGCACCAUGAAGACCAAGGUGCUGCCGCCCCGCAAGGGCCGCGGCCUGAAGCUGGAAGCCAUCGUGCAGAAGAUCACCUCGCCCAGCCUGAAGAAGUUCGCGUGCAAAGCGCCAGGGGCCUCCCCUGGUCGUCCUCUCAGCCCAGCCCUCCCUGAGAAGGACCGUGGGCUCAAAAGUGCUGGGGACAGCCCCGUGGGGGCAGAAGGAGGUCUGCUAAAUGUGGGCACUGGGCAGUUGGGGGCCGACCCGUUAUGCAGAAAUCUGACGAACAGAUCCUUAAAAGGCAAGCUCAUGAACAGUAAGAAACUGUCCUCGGCUGACUGUUUCAAAACUGAGGCCUUCACAUCCCCGGAGGCCCUGCAGCCUGGAGGGGCCGCCCUGGCGCCUAAGAAGAGAAGCCGGAAAGGCAGGGCUGGAGCCCUCGGACUCCCCAAAGGCCCUCUGGAGAAGCGACCCUAUCUUGGCCCAGCUCUGCUCCUGACUCCCCGAGACAGGGUCAGCAGCACACAGGGGGAUGGUGAGGACAUCUCUGGUGGAGGAGGCAAGAAGCCAAAGACGGAGGAGCUGGGCCUGGCCUCCCAGCCCCCAGAGGGCCGGCCCUGCCAGCCGCAGACAAGGGCGCAGAAGCAGCCAGGCCAUGCCAACUACAGCAGCUAUUCCAAGCGGAAGCGCCUCACUAGGGGCCGGGCCAAGAAUACCACCUCUUCGCCCUGUAAGGGGCGUGCCAAGCGGCGCCGGCAGCAGCAGCUGCUGCCCCUGGAUCCCGCAGAGCCUGAAAUCCGCCUCAAGUACAUUUCCUCUUGUAAGCGGCUGAGGGCAGACAGCCGGACCCCCGCCUUCUCGCCCUUCGUGCGGGUGGAAAAGCGAGAUGCGUUCACCACCGUGUGCACUGUCGUCAACUCCCUUGGGGAUGAGCCCAAGCCCCACAGGAGGCCUUUCUCCUCCUCCUCCUCUUCCUCAUCCUCAUCCUCCUUCUCCUUGGAUGCGGCCGGGGCCUCCCUGGCCACGCUCCCUGGGGGUUCCAUCCUGCAGCCGCGGCCCUCUCUGCCCCUCUCCUCCACAAUGCACUUGGGGCCUGUGGUUUCCAAGGCCCUGAGCACCUCUUGCCUUGUUUGCUGCCUCUGCCAAAAUCCAGCCAACUUCAAGGACCUCGGGGACCUCUGUGGGCCCUACUACCCUGAACACUGUCUCCCCAAAAAGAAGCCAAAACUCAAGGAGAAAGUGCAGCUGGAAAGCACCUGCGAGGAGGCUUCACUGCCCCUCGAGAGAACACUCAAAGGCCUCGAGUGUGCAGCUGCUGCCGUCACUGCCGCUGGGAAGCCCACCAGGCCUGACGGUCCAGCCGACCCGGCCAAGCAGGGCUCACUGCGCACCAGUGCCCGGGGCCUGUCCCGGCGGCUGCAGAGUUGCUACUGCUGUGACGGCCGGGGGGACGGUGGAGAGGAGACAGCCCCAGCCGACAGGAGCCGCAGGCACGAGUGCAGCAAGGAGGCCCCAGCAGAGCCUGGUGGGGACACCCAGGAGCACUGGGUGCAUGAGGCCUGUGCGGUGUGGACCAGCGGGGUCUACCUGGUGGCCGGGAAGCUCUUUGGGCUGCAGGAGGCCAUGAAGGUGGCCAUGGACAUGACAUGUUCCAGCUGCCAAGAAGCCGGGGCCACCAUCGGGUGUAGCCACAAAGGAUGCACCCUCACUUACCAUUACCCGUGUGCCAGCGACGCAGGUUGCGUAUUCAUCGAAGAGAACUUUUCUUUGAAAUGUCCCAAACAUAAGAGGCUGCCGUUGUAAUCCACCCCAACGGCUGGAGAAGGCGCCGGAGCCCGCCGGCCCGCCCGCCGCCGAAGGAGAGGAGCCGCCUGCGCAGCUCUCGGGCCUUGGAGCUGCCCCCAGCGCGGGUCCAGAGCCGAUCCUUGAUCCGGGUUCCGGAUCUUGGAUCCGGCCGCCGAGGGCUCAGACGCGCGGCCCCGGGUUGGGAAGAAAUCCCGUUCCGGAGCUGCUCGCUCCAGGAACCGGACGGCACAGGGCGUCCCUGCCCACACCCCUAGGGCCAGGCUCGGCGUCCGGACUGCUCGGGGCACCUCCGGCGGGGGUGGGAGACGGCUUCGGUCUGGUGGCGCUUCCCCCCCGGAAGUUCCAAGACGACGUGGCACGGAUUCCACGUGGGUGCCGCCCCACCCUAGUCGGUGGUGGCCUGCAGCUGGGAGCCCUGAGGUUGAGGGGGAGGUGACGAAGGGCCCUGGGAGAGGCUGACGGAGGCUUCUGGCCCCGUGAACGAAGCAGGGGAAGCCGAAGCCUUUUUGGAGAGGGCCAGGCAGGCGAAGGAGGGGGGCAGAGGCUUUGGAACAAGCAGUGUCCGAGCGUCCUGCCCACGCCCGGCCUUCACUGGAGCUUUCGUGUGGUUCGGGUAAAGCCCAAAGUCCUGGUCCUCUGCUUAGGGGGUGCGGGCCCCCGGGGUGCGGGCGGGACUGGGACACCCUUUGGCUUGUGUUCGUCUCCUUCCCAGCCCUCCGCCCCACCCCUGGAUCCCAGCCUGGGAGAUGCGACCAGAGAGCACCUCCGGCGGACGCGCGCUCGUCCCUCGGCACCACCACCCUCCUCCGGGGACCGCAGCGCCCACUGGGCACGGGAGCAGGAACAGCGCUAGAUUCGUGUACAAAACCUGUGUAGCCCUCUAUAUAUAUGUUACAUAGAAUGUAUAUAUGUUGGGAACAUGCUCGCUUCUCCCGUGUGUCGCCGCCGUGCGUCGUGCGCCCCGCAGCACAAAGCCCCGAACGGGCCCUCGCCGCCUAGGGGGCUACUGCGAUGCCCCUUCCCCAUGCAGCCACCACCGGCCCAGGCCAGUCCCCGCCAGUCCGUCUGCCUGUCCGUCCGUGUCCUCAGCUCUGUCCGCGCUUCGAUAGGCCUGACGCAGCCCCCAGCCAGGGGCCGCCCUAGCAACUUCUUGUACAUAUGACUGUAAAAUGGUAAACGUGUGUAUUAUAUCUGGCCUCGUUAUAUAGUGUAUAUAUAUGUAUACAUAUACAUAUAUAUAAUAUAUAUGAAGACUGUAAAUGUUAAGACGACUAGUGUUCUUAUUAGUAUAUUGCUUCACACUGAAGAUUGUGUGUAUCGAGCUGUUUCUAAAAGAUGUUUAUUUUCCUUAAGAGUAAAAAACAGUCAUUGCAUUCAGAAAAAAAAAAAGUCAAUAAAGAUACAACGAUUGUUUUGGAA
Messenger RNA from Galeopterus variegatus (Sunda flying lemur), 7141 nucleotides. It is a transcript of the gene RAI1, whose product is annotated as retinoic acid induced 1. Lineage: Eukaryota; Metazoa; Chordata; Mammalia; Dermoptera; Cynocephalidae. Gene Ontology annotation, cellular component: nucleus. Gene Ontology annotation, biological process: regulation of transcription by RNA polymerase II; circadian regulation of gene expression. The record is from RefSeq and is a predicted model, not a curated record. The transcript has 4 exons. Bases 20 to 5719 code for a protein of 1899 amino acids.